AAAAAAAAAACACUUUAUUCACAAGUCAUAAUACAAAGAAGAGAGAGAAUAUGGCGACUUCAGGAACAUAUGUGACGGAGGUUCCGUUGAAAGGAUCAGCAGAGAAACACUACAAGAGGUGGAAAAGUGAGAACCACCUCUUUCCAGACGCCAUAGGUCAUCACAUCCAAGGUGUCACAGUACACGAAGGCGAUUGGGACUCUCAUGGAUCCAUCAAGAUUUGGAACUACACAUUUGAUGGGAAACCGGAGGUGUUUAAGGAGAGGAGAGAGAUAGACGAUGAGAAUAAUGCGGUCACGGUCAGAGGUCUUGAAGGCCACGUGAUGGAGACUCUUAAGGUAUAUGACACCACCAUUCAGUUCAUUCAAAAAUCGCCUGAUGAUAUCGUUUGCAAGAUCACUAUGAUCUGGGAGAAGCGAACCGACGACUCACCUGAGCCCAGUAACUACAUGAAGUUCGUCAAGAGCAUGGUGGCUGAUAUGGACAACCACGUCCUCAAAGCUUAAGUAAAUCCCUUGUAUCUUUGGAACCAUCUCAUCAUCGGCUCACUCUGUGUGUUGUGUGUAUUUCGUAUCUUGAAAUCAAUAUAAUAAUGGGGGCUCUUGUAUGGUUUCGUUAAUUAUUAUUACAGCUUCGGUUUGUAAUAUGGUUUCAUGUUUUAAUUAUGGUGAGUAAUUAACUGCGAGGUUUCAUGUGUUAUGUGUAUGCCCAUCUACACAUGUCUCCUUGUAGAAAAUGCUAUAGUGUACAGUUUGUGUAAUAUAUAUAUAUGUUAUUAGUC
Messenger RNA from Eruca vesicaria subsp. sativa (arugula), 781 nucleotides. Lineage: Eukaryota; Viridiplantae; Streptophyta; Magnoliopsida; Brassicales; Brassicaceae. The record is from the annotation of a GenBank genome assembly.